Molecule: messenger RNA, 2055 nt
Organism: Closterium sp. NIES-65
Lineage: Eukaryota; Viridiplantae; Streptophyta; Zygnematophyceae; Desmidiales; Closteriaceae
Source: the annotation of a GenBank genome assembly
AUGCCGCACCCUAAAUGCCGCCCGCAAAGCUUCCUCGACGCAUUCUUUGCUCUCAACGCGCCCGUUGUUUUCGGCGCGGAGAUUUUCUACUGCCCGGAUUGGAAGAAGCUAGAGCCGUUCUUUCCUCAUAAAAGAAUUUCGUCCGUGAAUCGGUUUCUUAACGCGGGGGCGUAUGGUGGGUACGCGUGGGCGCUAGCGGAGAUCAUCGAUCUGAUCUACGUGCGCGACUGCAUGCAGGACCAGCGCGGGUUCAUCCUCGCUUUCCUCGCGCAGCAGUACCUCUUCCACGACAUGCCGCGCGCGCCCAACCUUGACCCCGCCGCCGCACAGGCGGCGGGGUCGGCGAGCAGAGCGGCGUGGCAGAACAACCGCACGGUGGAGUUCGACUCCGCCAUGUCGCCGUUCCACCGCCUGCCCACCAAGCCCAGGCAGCGCGUCAUGGACGAAGUGAGGCGCGCCGGGCACAGGGAAACGGCAGCGGUGAUGGCGGCGCCAUUCAUUAAACUGGACCACUACAGCGCGCUGUUCAUGCACCUUGGGGGGCUCAAGUGGGGCAACUUCACGAUCCUGGUUUCUCAAGCAGCAGUCGUGCGGUCCUCUCCCAUGGCGCCUACUCCAAGUUUAAUCUCCGAUGUUUUCCGCCUGUGCUGCUCCUCCAAGAUCGCGAUCGUCCUCCGCCUCGUUCUCGGAUGCACUACAUUUGCACUCGUAAUCUUUACGUCCAUCUGCUACUGGACCAUGGUUGCCACCAACCUCUCGCCGCAGGCGGAGGAGUUCCGCGACACGUGGGAUUCGUGCGUGACGCAGCGCGCGGGACACCUGUUCAAGAUGAACAUGCUGUCGGACCUGCAUUCGCAGAAGUGCACGAAUCUGGUCGAAGCCGCCGUCGCCAAAGGGGAGGCUUUGAUGGCGCGCGGGCGGGACCUACACGAACGCGGGGAGGCGGAGCAGCAGGUUGACGGGUGCGCGGUGAAGUACGACGCGAGGGCGGAUCCGUGGGAUAACCAUCCGCUGCCUAGCGACAAGUUCUCCCAGUCGGGUUGCAAGCUAGAGUGGGUAAUCUACUCCUCGGAAUGCGGGGUGAACAUGGUGCGCCUCGCGGAUUUCGCGCACAUGGCGGGCAUUAGCUUCUCCGUGAUCGGAAGCCGCCAGCCGUGGACGGGCCAAGGCGGCCGCCUGCGCGCCAUCCGUGACUUCGUCGCGGGGCUGCCGCGCGAUCGCGUCGUGAUCACCACCGACGCCGACGACGUCUUUCUCAUGCCGCACCCCAAAUGCCGCCCGCAAAACUUCCUCGACGCAUUCUUUGCGCUCAACGCGCCGGUGGUUAUCGGCGCGGAGAUCUACUGCUGGCCGGAUGGGACGAAGCUAAAGCCUUACUUUCCUCUUGAAGCCAACCCGAACAGGCCAAGACACUCCGUGAAUCGGUUUCCUAACGCGGGAGCGUAUGGCGGGUACGCGUGGGCGCUGGCGGAGAUCAUCGAUCUGAUCUACGUGCGCGACUGCAUGCAGGACCAGCGCGGGUUCAUCCUCGCGUUCCUCGCGCAGCAGUACCUCUUCCGCGACAUGCCGCGCGCGCCCAACCCCGACCCCGCCGCCGUGCGCGCCGCGUGGGAAUCGCCGAGCGACGUGGAGGAGGCGGUUCGCGCGCAGGCGGCGGCGGCGGAGUCGGCGAGCAGAGCGGCGUGGCGGACCAACCGCACGAUGCUGUACGACUCCGCCAUGUCGCCGUUCCACCGCCUGCCCGCCAAGCCCAAGCAGCGCGUCAUGGACGAGGCGAGGCGCGCCGGGCACAGCGGUGCGGCGGCGGUGAUGGCGGCGCCGUUCAUUAAACUGGAUCACUACAGCUCGCUGUUCAUGCACCUGGGGGGACUCAACUGGGACAACUUCACGAUUCUCGGCACAGGGGAGCAGGCGCUGGUGCGACAGGUUAAUUCGGGGGGGGAGGCGUGCAUCUUGCACCAGCAGGGGAAUAAGCUGAAAAAUAUCUCCAUGCCUUAUAUAAUGAAGGAGACCGGUUUGGAAGAGCUGAGAGAGGCGCGAGGGUAUGCUCCCUAA